AUGCAGCAUGCGGCGACUUUAGAGGAGGAGGAUGAGAUCCUGCAAAUACUUCGAGGUUGCUCAGUACACUUGCAGUACUUCAGCAAUGCUCAGCGCUGCACGCCGACCAAGCUUCAGCAGCAGCAGUUUUCUCAACGGCUGUUGUUGCUCUAUUUUUCCCUUGUGGGACGCGAUCUGCUUGGGGAGAAUUUGACGAACGACCAUGAGUUCUCGAACACGGAGAGGCGCAACGUGUUUGAGGAGAUGCGUCUUUGCUACAACACUGAAACUGGAGGAUUUCAUCCGGUGCCUGUAGACCAGUACGCCACAGGUGCCACAUUGGCCAUGACGCACUGUGCGCUUCACAUGUUAAACCUCGUCGGCCUCCUUCCCGAGGCCACCAAGAAGUGGCUUUGCAGAGAGAACGUUAUGUCUUUUGUGACGUCAUGCCAAGUUGGGUCCGAGCGUUCUCUCUUUGGGGAGUCCUUUCGAGGCGCUUUUCAGGCGGCUCCGGGUAUUGCAGAGGUGGAUCUUAGAUUUACCUACUCCGCUCUUGUUUCCAUGGCGCUGUUAUGCUCACCGUCGCCACUCGCUGCUGUGCCAUCACUACAGAACACCCUCCAGGGGGCCGUCGCCUUCAUUUGGCGUUGUUGGAACCCACACGAGGGUGGAUUUGGAGCGGUACCUGGCGCGGAAUCACAUGGAGGAAUGACUUUUUGCGCGGUGGCAUCGCUGACGUUGGCUGGCGCAAUUUCGUCUUUAACGCGGAGACGCCGUCGCUUACUGGUACGCUAUUGUACCGCUCGCCUUUCGGGGGGGCCUGACGAUCAUGAGGUUGUUGGCUGUGUGGGGGUCCGUGUACCAGUUGUUGGGUAUCAAGGGAGACCCCAGAAGGACUGUGACACCUGUUAUGCACACUGGAUCGGCUCCACUCUUCGCAUUCUCCAAGCUCACGAUAACUCCGUGUUUCCCGUGGAUGUUCUUCCUGUCCUUAGGUUCAUUGAUGCCUGCGUUGAUUCCCGUCACGGUGGCAUGUGCAAGACCCUUGGUAUGGGUCCAGAUAUUGUCCACGCAUGUCUGGGGUUAUCGGGUCUUCUUCUACAUGUUGAUUCUCGUUGUUUAUCGAAGCUGCUACCGCCACAUCCCGUGUACGGUUGUUCCUGGUUUACUGUGCGAAACACUGGAUUGCCUGAACUUUUGUGUCCUCCCACAAGCGCAUUGUAG
Trypanosoma rangeli is the source of this 1203-nucleotide messenger RNA. RefSeq names its product geranylgeranyltransferase type I beta subunit. Bases 1 to 1203 code for a protein of 400 amino acids. Lineage: Eukaryota; Euglenozoa; Kinetoplastea; Trypanosomatida; Trypanosomatidae. The transcript has a single exon. Gene Ontology annotation, molecular function: protein prenyltransferase activity. Gene Ontology annotation, biological process: protein prenylation. The record is from RefSeq and is a predicted model, not a curated record.